CUACUAAGCUCAAGCUUGUACCGUUCCUUUCUUCUCCGAAUCUCGUACUUGUCUGCUUGUGAAGAGUUAUGAAACACUCUAGGCACAGCCCGACCUAAGGGAACAAAGUUCAUCAAUUUUCUAUAUCAGGAAUGCAAGAGCCGCAACCGCAUGAUCUAUGUGGAGUGCACAAAUGUCGGAAAAGACAUGAUGCAGCCAGUGAUUUCGGUUACAAAACUAGUGAGCACGGAUAGUGGUAUACGUACAUAUAGCGCGAAUGUCACCGCUAUACAUUUACCGAGUUCGCCUCUCACCUACACCCAUUCUCUAACAAUAUGACCAUAGUCUCGGAUGAUCCCACGUGGUGGCCGUUCAUCAAUGUACAUCGUUUUGCCAGCUAUUUUGCAGUUGCCGCCUUCGUUGUGAUAACAUAUGAUUGGGCACUAACAUUCGGACAAGAGGUCGAAUUAGUCUGGAGACAACCCUGGUCGCUCAUGACAGUGUUGUAUCUCAGUGUGCGCUACCUUGGGAUCCUAUCUGCUGCCGUGUCAAUCCUGGACAAUGUUCCGACCAUCUCGCUGACAGAUACAGUGAGUUGGAUAAUGUACACUAUAUGGGAUUGGACGGUUGUUGUGGUAUUUGCGAUGCUGUGGGUCAUCGUCAUCACUCGAUUGCAUGCCAUGUAUCAACGAGAUAGAAAGAUCCUGAUAUUUCUCGUUGUCACCUUCCUGGCGAUCAGCACUUUUGCUGGAGUGACAGUCGUAAUGACAACGAUACAUACCUCAGGAGAGGAACUCAUUCUCUCCGGCGCCUACCAGUGCAGGAUUAGCUAUACAGGAGAUGCCCUAGUUCUGAAUUCUGUUACUUGGAUACUCUGCAUUGUUUGGGAGGUCCUCACACUAUGUCUCGCAGUCCGGAUUGCGGUAAAACACUUCCGUGAACUGCGAUUACAUGCGGCAGGAGGGAUUAUCGGGGACUGUUUUACGGUGUUGAUGAAAACUCAUGUGCUCUAUUUUGUGAGCUUUGUUUCUGUUUCAUGUUUCGCCCUCAUCGUUGAAUUCUCUCCAAUAUUAUCAACGAAUCAAGUUGUCCUAGAAGAUGAGACUUUUUUUGGCUUGUUUCAGAUUUUGGAGGUCGUGCAGAUUUUCGUGCUAGGACGACGGCUGAUCCUUGGCCUUCGAGAAUAUAAUGCUGAACUCGUGGCUGACUCCGACGCAGCCACCGUCAUGACCUCAAUCGCCUUCCAAGAGCGUGUGCAUAUAUCGACUAGCAGUAGUGUGUAA
Molecule: messenger RNA, 1262 nt
Organism: Suillus discolor
Lineage: Eukaryota; Fungi; Basidiomycota; Agaricomycetes; Boletales; Suillaceae
Exons: 15
Coding region: 315-1262 (315 amino acids)
Source: RefSeq, a predicted model, not a curated record